Messenger RNA from Spinacia oleracea (spinach), 6786 nucleotides. RefSeq names its product protein MAINTENANCE OF MERISTEMS-like. The transcript has 6 exons. Lineage: Eukaryota; Viridiplantae; Streptophyta; Magnoliopsida; Caryophyllales; Amaranthaceae. Gene Ontology annotation, biological process: meristem maintenance; meristem development. Bases 4803 to 5810 code for a protein of 335 amino acids. The record is from RefSeq and is a predicted model, not a curated record.
ACAAAGAAAAUAACAGCCAAUGACGAACUUAAAAACCCUGACACCGCCACCACCACCACCACCACCACCAAAACCUUAGUCCAUAAAGGAUGUGAUCAGAUGCAUGAACCAAGAAUUUAUCUCCCGUGUUCGUCCGCAAUGGAACUUUUUCCUCUGUUCACUUCAAACAAUAUUGGUGCAAUAGUCUAUAUAUAAUAAAGAAAUCAAUCUCACAUCUUCAUAAGAAAGAAUAAUAUAGGGCCUAAGUAAAAUGAUCAUAAACGUUCAACGAACUUGCUUAUCAUGUGAUGAUGAUACUUCAAUACCGCGUAACUCCUCGAUCAUUUUGACUACUUGCCCCAUUCUAGGCUGCUGGUCAGGAGAGGAAGUGGUACAAGCCAUAGCUAUCAGCAACAUGCCCACCAUCUCCUAUUUGAUGUCCUUAUACCUCAUUAACUCCAGAUCAAAAACCUCAGCUAUUCAUUCUUCCCUUAUUACUGACUGAACCCAUCUAGGAAGAUCCACCACACCACCAACUCAAAUAUUACCUGUUGUCCAGAAACAUCACUUGUUGCUCUGUACCCUCUUAAUAUGCAAUGCAGUUGCCAUGGAGGUAAAUUCCCCUUAAAAAUAUUGCUACAUCAGGUCAAUAUUUUGGCAUACAUGUGAAUAAAACAGACAAAAAAGGUAACAUUACUGCAGACCCUUCCAAUAUUUCUUGAUAGUUUGGUUACAGCUUGGGUUGUUGUCCAUAAGGUCCACUUCCCUCCACAACUGAUGGACAUUUUCCUGUAAGCCAGAGAAAUAAAAUGAAAAUCGAGUACAUGAAAUGUGGCAUCUAUGUAGAAAUCAGAAAUUCUCCAAGGAGUAUACAUUAACAGUUCAACAACAGGACAACUUAUAUGUAACAAAAUGCACAUUUACUGAAUCGUUUUAGAAUGUGUUAAGCAUAUAAUACAUUUUGAGUUCAUCAAAAUAAUCAGGAUCCAGAAACUAGAAGCUAGAACCAAUAAUUUCAGCAGCUUCUUUUGGUCACUUGGAUCAUGCAUUUGUCAUGUUGCUUAUAGAACCUUAACCUCAAGGAUCUAGCCUUGAGCCUUCAACAAAUCAUCCAAGAAAUCCUACCCUUUCUACUUGCUAGUCAAGGGAUACAACAAUAUCACAUCAAUGAACUUAAAAAAAAUACUAUUCUACUUUGUCCGUUCUGAAAGCUAAUCAAAGCAAUACGACACUGAUCUGAAGCAAGUCAAACAAUCAUAUUACAAGCUAAUAUUGGAGAUAAAUGGUGUUUUAACAGCGGUGGAUCCAAGAUUUUCGGCAUACAAGAACCAAUGGAGUCAGCUAGCUCUUGCAUAUAUCUUCACACGGGUAAGGAAAAUUACAACUAAAUUUACACAAAAAGUUCCAAGUUCAAUGAGCAAACACAACACGUAGCUUAGACCAAUCAACUGAGGGACAAAGAACCAUUGACUGUCUUAGAAGCAGUGAAGUUCAUACCUAAUGGUGCAUAAUCAAAUUAAAACACCAGUGCAUGUAUCAUUUCAAUCUAAAGGAGAUUGUAACUUUUAGAACAGCAGCAGUGAUUCUAUUUAAUCCAGCAAAAGAAACAAAGAUACUGUGAGGGGGUCGAAAAAGCACGAGGCUAAUGCAUGACCUCGUCCCUCGUGGGCGUGACGUCGUCAGAUCAAGUGUAAUUGGAUUUCCUGUGAGUUUACACCCAAUCGACUAGUAAUAUAGGAGUCGCCAUUCAGUUUUUAACGACAAUGAGAAAAACCGACAAAACCCGGUUAUCGUGACAUAAAGGGAGUGCAAUUAUGUUCGACAACGACGGCCAUAUGUUCCCUUGUGAUCCCUGGUGUGGGGAUCGCUCAACGUACACCCGCAGGGCAGAGAUUAAGAGUUCGGGGGACUGUAGCUACCGAGAGGAGUGCUCAUCAAUAAUACUCCCGAGGCAGGUUAUCCUUACUAGCUCAGCAUAAAUAAUUGAAGGGACAUGCGUUAAACUAUUAAACUAUUCUGAAUUGAUUUUAGCAAUAUGCAACACAUAACACUAAAUUGAUCGUGAUUAUCUUAUUUAGAUUGAUUUAAGGUGCCUAGCAUGAUAAUUCAAUUGUCCAAGGUAUUAUCUUAUUAGGCGUGAUAGAUAAAUCAAGUUAAUAGUUUGACAAUUUUAUAAAAGGGUGAUGAAAGCGAUUAAAUCAUAUGAGGGACACAUUACAACGCACCCUUGAGAGGUGCGUUGUGGUUCUCAGAAAACUAACCACUUGGCUUUGCUAUUUCUCCUUUUAUUUAACGAAUCUCGAGUUUCUAAGCAAUGUUCCAGUAUUUAGGCUUAAUUCAUCAAGCUACAAGGGGCAGGGUGCGUUCUGUUCGACUUUUGGGUCGAUUGCGACAGAACGCUGGAUCAAUUUCGCAGCGUGAGGCUUAGGCUUAAGGCUAGAGUCAAUACUCAGGUUAUGUAAUUGUGUGUUAUUUUCACAUAGGUUUUGAGGCUGUAUUUAUAGGAAAAGGGUGUGUGGAAAGAUAGAUUUUAAGAUACGAAUCCAAAAAAAAUCCGGGAAUAAAACGGCUCCAGGCAUUUUCAGCGCCCGGGGUUGGGCACCGAAGAUUUCGGCGCCCAGAUCCAGGCGUUGAAAAUGGGAUCUGGGCCGAGUUCUUUGUCAGAUUUGGACUCUUAGAAUACGGAGCUUUUGAGAUUUAUCCGAGUAUUUUAGUGCGUAUUAACUUAUGACGGAAUGCGUCUGGGUCCGUUACGAACUCUAGGUUCGUUAGGAAUUUAAUUAAUACGUAACUCUUAUUUUCGAAUUAUGCCAGGAAUGCAAAUUCUAUCUCUUUUAGGAUUUAUGUUGGAGUGCAACACCUAAUUCUGACAGAUUUCUAUCUUUUAUGACUUUGCCACUUUUAACAACUACCUUUUACGGCAGUUACUAUUCUUAGCAGGUUUCUAUAAAUAGUAGCUUUGGCUGAAAAGAAAAGGGUGAUUGAGAUUUGUUAUUUUAUAGGAGAUGCGUUGCCAAGUGGAGAUUUAUGUUCUCAUCAUCGAACCUUCCCUUUCGGGAAUGGGGACAAAAGUAGGUGUCUACAGUUAGCCCCCACUUUGACUGAGUCUCGGGAUGAGACGAUGGUCAAAGUACUAGAUGGAGUGCGUCAUACAAGCCAUGGUGUAUGUGACCUGUUUUGCGAGGGUCUCACGAGCCCUCGAGUGAUAACAUUUGACUUAAGGGUCAUCACUUGAAGUGUUAACACAUUCCUCACGUGUCAUUGGAAUUUGUUAACUGAUAGUAUAGAAACUCCCUCACUUUGUCAUUGGAAGUAUCUAAGAUGUUUUCGAAAUCAAAGCUAUAAAGUGUAACUAGGCCUGGCCAAGCCCAAUCACGAGGUAAAUUUUUUUUAAAGACUCUCAUUUUUAGGGUUAGCUAAACGAGAAAACCCCCUUUUUUUUAUAGGACGUAAAACGAAGGAAAAUCCAGCACAUCGUUCUUUUUUGGAAAAACGGAAAACCAAUCCUUUGAUUUUUGGAAAAGGGAAACCAUCCUUUGAUUUUUGGAAAAGGGAAACCAUCCUUUGAUUUUUGGAAAAGGGAAACCAUCCUUUGAUUUUUGGAAAAGGAUAAACCGUGAAAAGUUAUCGCUACAGCGACUAAGGACCUGCGCGGUUAGUGACGCAGACCCCGCCCGCUGAAGGUGGGCGAGCCUGUCCGCUGAGGGUGGACGCCCCGUCCGAUAGAAGUGGACGAAUCUGUUUUGAUGUUUCGAAAAUAAUGACCUACGCGGUUUACGACGUAGACCCCGCCGGCUAAAGAUGGCGAGCCUGUUUUUUAUUUUUUAUUAUUAAAAAGAAUUUAUUUUCUUUUUAUUUUGCAUGUAUAUUUUUUUUAUAAAAGGAUUUUAUGAUUACAACCUGUUGGUGGGUCGCAAUAUUUUCCAAUUGGUCGUGUCCAAUAAGUGGGUCCACACUGUGUAUGUCUCUCGUUAAUAAACAACGAGAUUUUUGGAAUAUCGUUGUUUUUCCGCGGGAAAGGAAUAUUAAGACAACAGAUAAUUCUCACAAAAGGAAACUCGCGCAUGCCCCGACAGCGAAUAUUCGCUGUCUGGGGAAGCAUUUUCAGCGCCCAGCUCUGGGCGCGAGAAUUUUUAACGCCCAGAGUGGGGCGUUGAAAAUGCAAGGGGAGACUGGUCUUUAAAAGGACGCGAUCCGUCUCCUUCUUCCCCCAUUCUUUCGCCAUUUUGGUUCAAACUUCCUCCUCAACUUACUCAUUUUUCACUCGUUUCUUUUAUUUUUCUUCACGAAUUCUACUCCAAAUCACUUCCUAAUCCUCCCAAUGUAAGUAAUUUUCAGUAAUUUUAAGCUUUUUGUCAAAUUUGAGUAUUUUUUGUUGAGUGUUUUUGAACUUGAAAUUGAUUUGGGGGUUUUUGAUUUCGUGCCCCUUUCUUUCAAUUAGAUAUUUGAAAAUGUUCUAUAUAACAUGUUUAAUUAGUUUGUGCAUGUUAAUUUUCGCAAGUAUGUUGGUUUUUGUUUGAAUUUGGACAUAUUUAUACUAGCCCCAAAGUGCACCCACGAUUCUAGUAUUUUCUUGCAAUGUAGGUGUUCUUGGUAUACUGCUUGCGUUCUUCAUAAUUCAUGAGCGACAAAUUAUGAAAGAAUUUUGAUUUUGUUGGAGUUAAUUUUGUUUAAGGAGGUAUUUGCUCAAUUUGAAGUUAGUACCAUGUUUUUAGGGAACAAAAUUGUAUGACUCCAUUUUAUGAGCGGAAUGCACUCUUUUAGAGAUGGUAAGUGCCAUUUUGUUAAAGGUGUAAUGCCUUAUUGUUGUGUCGUUGACCAGCAUGUCUUGUGAGUCAUCACCGUCUUAUAGCGACCACGCGGAGCGUGGUAUGACACGUCAGUCUACCGGUGCGGGACCCCUAUGGAUGGGUCCUGUGUAUUACAACGGUCGGGACUUACAUUACGACCUGGAGCACCACGUGACUACCCGUCUUCACGCGAGGAGGGAUACUACAGUCCGUGGUUAUGGUGCGGCGAUGAGCGAGACCGUUUUUGGCUACCUGAGUUCGGACGCCCAAGCUUUGGUGAGGGCGAGUUCGCUGUUCUCGGUAGUUGAGACUUUCUGGGAGAUACUGCGACUCAACAUCUCCCUAUCUUUCUUACGGUCAUUUAUGAGGUGGUGGUGGAACACUACCAACACCUUCCAUUUUCCUUGGGGCGAGAUGACGAUUACUCCCGAGGACUACACCGCCUUGACGGGCUUGACCUUUACGGCGAUUCCCGUUCGACUGAGGUCUGGUGGCCCGCUGCCGACCGUUGCCGAGGGUACCAGGCUUAUGGGCUCUUGGCUGGGUCGGAGAUUUCCCUCGUACCAGGCCCGUGGGAUACCCUAUGCUGAUUUGAUGUGGGGCCUGGAGCAUGGGGUGGAGGAGUCGCCUUUGAUACAGGCCCGGUUGUUUUACCUCCACUUCAUCACUUCCACUUUUCUGUCGGGUUCUACUGACACCUUUGACCCAAGGUGGAUAGACCUGGUGGAGCACGUGUCUUCGCUAGGAGCCUACUGCUGGGGCGAUUUGGGCUAUGCGACGCUCGUGGGCCAGAUGAGUUUGGCGGUGCGAGACUCGGACCCCCGUAGACGUCAUUUCGUCAUCGCAUUGACGGGGGUGCCGCGCUUGAUUGAGCUUUGGGCCUUUGAGCAUUUACCUUGGCUGGCUCCCCGAAAGGGGCAAAGGCCUUUGGAGUACCCUGCUGGUCGUCGUUGGGGCUGGAAGAAGAAGCUGACGGCGCGUCCGCCGCCUGAUACCGUGUGGGAUCUUAUUCGGGAUGGGAACCCCGAGCACGUGGUCUAGACCCCAUGGAUCUCCUUUAGGGGUGCCUACGCUUCGGUCAGGGAUAGUUAUGCCCUGAGCCAGAUGCGGGUUUUAUUCAUCGAUCGCCGUGACUCCGUCUGGUAUCUAGGGGAGCGGGUAAGUAUGCAGACCGUUGGAGUCUUCUCAGUGCCUCAUCCUCCACCUGCGACCAUGUUGGCCACCCGUUCGAUAGACGAGGCCUAGAGGGUUCAUUCGAGGGAGGGCGUCCUGGCGACUGAGUUGGUGAUAGCGGGAGCUAGCUAUCAUCAGUUCAUCCUGGAUUCUCUUCGUCUCCCGGAGCCUGGCGCUGAGCAUCCAGAUCCUGCGUUAGGGGGGUGGGUGCCUCCCGAUGCUCGGAUCUCAUAUAUCGGGGAGGGUGGAUCCGAGCUUGUGGAGAUUAUCCCGGAGGGCCGGGUUUUCCAUGCUCCGCUCCCUGAGGGAGUACAGGCGGUCCCGGCCCGUACGGCCAAUGCGAUGGUGGGGGUGAUCAACCGGUUGAAGUCCGCGUUGGUUCGGGCCCGAUCCGUACUUUCUUGCAGGAGCCCCCGCUCUACUCAGACGGAGACAGGGCGAGCCGGGGCCGAUGACGCGGGGCCGUCGAGGUUCGGGGGACGCGGCCCCGAGGAGAGAGAACGGGAACGGCACUCGCCCCUACGGCAUCGCCGUUUCGACGUGGGGACGAGUACUUCUGGGGAACGACCUAAGCGGGAGCGUGGGCGGCGUUCCAUGUCAGUGGCUCGUGAGUCUAGCCCCGAGUUGCAGUCGCAACCUCAGCAUUGGGGAGGUUCAGCCUGGGGAUCCUCGCACCAUGGGGGGUGGACGGGAUGGACCGGUGAGGCUUGGAGGGGUGAAGCCGAGGACGAGUCUUAGACUUGCCUCCACCUUUGUAUUCAUUCUCGUAUUUCGCAUGUAUAUAUGAUUUAUUAUUAUUAUUUUAUUUUAUUUUGCGAAUCUUUGGUGCAAGAAUGUUUGAGCC